GAGCUAUAGAUUUCAUGAUUUGUUAGAGAAAACAUUUACCCAAAACUUUUCUCAACUAUAUAUGUAGAAAAAGACAUGUAACUUGUGUGUUAACAAAAAGGCUCGAUGCAAAAAAAAAAGACGAAAAAAAGUUUAUGUAAGAAGAACAGAGUGGGGACAUAACAUGGGUAUGGAUGUGAACAUUAUAAUGAUUGAAAACGCAAGAAGCUUGUGUCGAUUUUAUUGUAUAUAUUUCUAGAAAAAUGGUGUAGAAGGUCAAAGACAAGUCACAUGUGCAAUGUGCAACAUCUUCCAAUGUACAAUCCACAAAAAGACAACAUCGAUUAAGGCAGUCUAGGUCUCUCCUCUUUCCCACACAAAUACACAUAUUACCCAUAAACAUGUCCUCUUUUGCUUUUAAUCUAAGCGAUCCUUGGUUUUCAAAUGUAAUCAAAGAAAAAAUGUAACAAAGUUACCUGCAUUAAACAAAAGAAGCAAGUAAUGAAAUGAUGAGGAGGAACUAAAUGAAAAGUAAAUGUGAACAAGUCUGUGUAUUGUGUGUGAGAAGAGGUAACUUGGCGCCAUUGAUCUUUUGGAAUAUGCUUAGCAAAGCAGAUUUGAUUUUCAGCACACAAAAGGUGAAUUUAAUGUGGGUUGCUUCAAUUUUAAGCAAACGUUUAUUGAUUCAACCAAGACUUAAUCAGCACCCAGAUCACAUAGAAGUAUAAACAAUCAUUUAGGCAUGUAUAUAACUAUAUUAUCUAGGCAUAUAACUACAUUGUGAGAAUUAAUAAAGUAAAUGAACAAACUUUUUGUUUACAAAAAAUACUUGGCUGGAGUGCUAUUUCCCUAAUAUCAUGUUAUAUAGAAUAAACAUGAUGUUUUUUGUUCAAAUGAUGUUUUUAGGAAAAUAUAAUUCGUUUCCGUGUUCUUGCAAACACAACGUCAUUUACAUAAUUCAAUAGAUGGUCGUGGUUGUCUAGCACAACACCCUAAAAAACACCGAACUUAAGAAGUAAAAUAGCAUUUAAAAAUGAUUAUUGCUAGUGCAAUUAGAGAAAGAUUAAAGGGAAGUAGAUCUGUCGUUGAUUUUGAAGAGGCCCACUAACAGAGUAGUUUGGGUGAAGCUUUGUUACUGAGAGCUACUUGAACUCAAUAAACAUAGCAUGGGCCUUAUAGAAAUGAAAAUAUUGGGCUUAUAAUGAACAAAAACAGGCAUUUGUAAAGGUGUGUAUAAAUCCAAUAAGAAAAAGAAAGGCAAUGAUGAGAACUGAGAAAAAAGAGUGUGAUAGAAUAUGGAAAGAAUAAACUAUAGAGUUGGAGAAACAUAGAAGCCUUUCCUUGUUUGGCAAAUUCAUCUUGGAACUUGACCCUGUUUCUUCUUUGGCAUCCAUCACAACAACAAGGUACUAUCAUAUCAUAUCAAUCAAACAAACACCUCAUUAGUAACAACAUUAAAUAAAAAAAAGUGUUGAUAACGAUUUCAAAUUCUUUAAUGAGCUCAAAAGUUAGAGGUGUGUUCACUCGUGUAUGUGUACUGCACAGAGCUCACAACUGUCUAGUCAGAACGUGUCGUUACCAAAUGAUCUCUCUUAGCAGGAUGUAACAGUCCAAACACAAAAAGCAACCAAUCUCCUCUUUUCUAAAUUUAUCUUUUCUUUUUAAUUUGAAGCUAUAUAUUUAUUUAUUUUUUCUCAUUAUUUUCACAGGACAAUUAAACGAUUUUAAAGUUAAAGAACGAUUAGCAACACGCGCUCACAGUUCACCUUAUCCAAUUAAACGAUUUUGUUGUACUGUCUCCUCAUCUCAAUACUACUCCUUCAACGACGCUACAAAUUAAUUUUCUUUAUUUUUGUUAAAACCUAUAUACUAAUGUUAUUUCUUUGCUCAUAAUGUAACUUGGAAAAAAAUGUAACUUGGAGAGAAAGUACUAUGUAUCUAAUAACCUAUAUAUUAGAUGCAUCCCAUGCAUAUAUGGAUGGAGCAAAAAGGAUUACUCGGGAUCUGUGAAAUUAGUUAGAGAGAGAGAGAGAAGAAACUGAGGGCAAAAGCGUAAUAUUGAAAGCAGAUAUUCUCUGCAACAAACGAUGCAAACAAACAAAGAUGAGACAGCUUAAACCCUUCCAUAAAACCCCCAUCAACCUCACUCACACACACAGUUUAUACUGCCAUCAUCAUCUCUCUCUAGCUAGCUAAUUGAAAAUGGCAGAGCCACCGCCGUCGUCUCUCCAUCAUUUCGUGGGUCCUUCAUCAAAACAUCGAUCAUCAUGGAACAAGAAACACUCCUUCGGAGCUCAACAUCCGACCAUCCACCGUCUCUUCCCGUGCCAGUACUGUCCACGCAAGUUCUACACCUCCCAAGCUCUCGGCGGUCACCAGAACGCACACAAACGCGAACGCGCCGCUGCUCGUCGCAACCUCGGCGUUGUUUCUGAUCAUGCUCCAAACACCCUCGACGACGCCACUUUCCUUCUUCCCUACCCAUGCAAUCUUUACCCUAACCCACCUCAAGUAUCGGCAUGGAGCGUACCUGAUCAGCAGACGACGACUAUGGUGAGUGGGUACGACCCGUAUCCGUAUCCGUAUCCUUAUGGGCAUACGUUUGAGGUUUCUGGCGUCAUGGAAGAAGAAGAAGACGAGCCACAGCUGGAUCUUUCUCUCCAUCUCUGAGUGCUUUUCUGUUUAGUUUGUUUUGUCUUUGUUCAGGUCUCUUUUAAGUACAACUUUGGAUCUAUGUAUCUUGCCUUCUCUCUCUUUUUGUGUUCAGCAGCCCUUACUUUUUAAGAUUAACUAGCUGCCUGCUACCUUUUUGAUAAACGAUUCGUUUCGGUUUUAGUUUAUAAUCUAGCAGUCUCUUUGCUAAAUUGAAUACUUUUUUAUCUUUAUGGAUGAUCCAUUAAUUGCGAUGAUAGAAUCUGAAUUUUCUCCA
Brassica napus (rape) is the source of this 2908-nucleotide messenger RNA. Its product is annotated as zinc finger protein KNUCKLES. Bases 2182 to 2649 code for a protein of 155 amino acids. Lineage: Eukaryota; Viridiplantae; Streptophyta; Magnoliopsida; Brassicales; Brassicaceae. Gene Ontology annotation, biological process: negative regulation of abscisic acid-activated signaling pathway. The record is from RefSeq and is a predicted model, not a curated record. The transcript has a single exon.